Molecule: messenger RNA, 2135 nt
Organism: Erigeron canadensis
Lineage: Eukaryota; Viridiplantae; Streptophyta; Magnoliopsida; Asterales; Asteraceae
Product: protein adenylyltransferase SelO-like
Exons: 8
Coding region: 66-1961 (631 amino acids)
Source: RefSeq, a predicted model, not a curated record
UUUGAAAAUGUCACCGAUCCCUAUUCCAAUUUUACACACCAACAACAACAAAAACAAAAACAAAUAUGAUUUCUCAUAUAACCGCCUCACUCUCACACACACCACCCACCACCACCAUCACCACACUCUCUUAUUUCUCUCCCACCACCAUCUUCCGCCACCGCUUCUUGUUCUCCAAACCCUUAUUGAUAUAUCAGCCCAGAAGAACGACGUCGUUUUCAACCAACUGCUCAAUGGAAUCUCCUACUGUUGAUUCCGUUUCCGAUGGUUUAAAGAAACAAAGCUUGAUAAGUAAUGAUAAUAAUAAUAAAAUAGUUAAGAAAAAGUUGUGUAUCGAAGAUUUCAAUUGGGACCAUUCGUUUGUUCGUGAGUUGCCUGGUGAUCCUCGCUCUGACGUCAUCCCCCGUGAGGUGCUUCAUGCAUGUUAUUCAAAAGUAUCUCCAUCUGUUAAAGUGGAAAAUCCUCAAUUAGUAGCUUGGUCUGAGUCCGUUGCCGAAAUUCUUGAUUUAGAUCUUAAAGAAUUUGAAAGACCUGAUUUCCCACUUUUGUUUUCCGGGGCAGUACCUUUAGUAGGAGGGAUGCCGUAUGCUCAAUGUUAUGGAGGGCAUCAGUUUGGGAUGUGGGCAGGUCAAUUGGGUGAUGGGAGGGCGAUCACUCUUGGGGAGCUUGUGAAUUUGAAGUCUCAAAGGUGGGAACUUCAGUUGAAGGGUGCUGGAAAGACUCCAUAUAGUCGGUUUGCUGAUGGUCUAGCGGUUUUGAGAAGCAGUAUCCGGGAGUUCCUUUGUAGUGAAGCGAUUCAUGGUCUUGGGAUUCCAACUACUCGUGCACUUAGUCUUGUAACAACUGGGAAAUAUGUUACACGUGACAUGUUUUACGAUGGCAAUCCGAAAGACGAACCUGGUGCAAUUGUGUGCAGAGUCGCACAAUCGUUUCUGCGUUUUGGCUCAUUUCAGAUACAUGCUUCGAGAGGAAAAGAGGAUCUUGAAAUUGUUAGAGCUUUGGCUGACUACACUAUUAGACAUCACUUUCCUCAUAUAGAGAAUAUGAACAAAAGUGAUAGCUUAUCUUUCUCUACUGGCCAAGAAAAUGAAUCUCUUGUAGAUCUUACUUCUAACAAAUAUGCAGCAUGGGCGGUGGAGGUUGCUGAACGUACUGCUUCACUGAUUUCUAGCUGGCAGGGCGUUGGUUUCACACACGGUGUCAUGAAUACCGACAACAUGAGUGUAUUGGGUCUGACAAUUGAUUAUGGCCCUUUUGGAUUUCUUGAUGCCUUUGAUCCCAGUUUCACCCCGAAUACUACAGAUCUUCCAGGGAGACGGUAUUGCUUUUCUAAUCAACCAGAUGUUGGCCUAUGGAACAUAGCUCAGUUUGUAUCAACUCUUUCUUCUGCUAGUCUGAUAAAUGAGAAAGAGGCUGAUUAUGCUCUUGAAAGAUAUGGUACAAAGUUUAUGGAUGAUUACCAAGCCCUAAUGACCAAAAAACUUGGGCUUCCAAAGUAUGAUAAACAACUCAUUGGUAAACUGCUUAACAAUAUGGCGGUUGACAAAGUAGACUACACAAAUUUCUUUAGAUUACUUUCCAACAUCAAAGCUGAUUUAACCACCCCAGAUGAAGAAUUAUUGGCUCCACUCAAGCCCGCUUUGCUAGAUAUUGGUCAAGAACGCAAGGAGGCUUGGAUCAACUGGGUUAGACUUUACAUAAAUGAGCUAUCGGAAAAUGGAGUUCCAGAUGAGGAUCGAAAAGCUUCAAUGAACUCUGUGAAUCCAAAGUAUAUUCUAAGAAACUACUUGUGUCAGAGUGCUAUAGACAUGGCUGAACAAGGCGACUUUGAAGAGGUGAGACGGUUGCUCAAAGUAAUGGAAAGGCCAUAUGACGAGCAACCCGGUAUGGAAAUAUAUGCUCGGUUACCUCCUGCAUGGGCUUACCGUCCUGGUGUGCGCAUGCUCUCUUGCUCAUCUUGAAAUUUCCCACCGCUGAUUUUUGAGAAGUGGAGAUCAAUGUGUAUAGAUAACAUUUUCAUACGGCACUCACCGAAAUGUUGUUUCUGCUGUAAUUUGUGUACCAUUGAUAAGUUAUUACUUGUUAGGUAAAUUGUACUUUUGUUGAUUACAUCGAAUGCAAAAGGGGUUAGAUUA